Ruditapes philippinarum (Manila clam) is the source of this 1058-nucleotide messenger RNA. Its product is annotated as galectin-5-like. Gene Ontology annotation, biological process: negative regulation of CD4-positive, alpha-beta T cell proliferation; negative regulation of type II interferon production; positive regulation of gene expression. The record is from RefSeq and is a predicted model, not a curated record. The transcript is spliced from 5 exons. Gene Ontology annotation, molecular function: galactoside binding; carbohydrate binding. Gene Ontology annotation, cellular component: cytosol; nucleus. Lineage: Eukaryota; Metazoa; Mollusca; Bivalvia; Venerida; Veneridae. The coding region runs from base 140 to 604 and encodes 154 amino acids.
CAAGAAAAGAGAUUAAAAAUGAAAACUCUGUUUUAAUAAUAAUGUAAAGGAACUUAAAUAUUCAUUUGUAGUGUCAAAUUUGUGAGAUACAGAUUAACCAUUUUAAUCAUUUUAAAAAUCACAGGGGCGAACAACGAAAAUGGCAACCGUCCAGGCUCCGUUUAUCUACAGCAAAACGAUAUAUAAUCCGACGACACCAUUUGAACACAAAUUUGGUUGCCUUUAUCCAGGCAAAGUAUUUUCUAUCAGUGGUAUUCCAUUUGAAGAUGCAAAGAGAUUUACUGUGGAUGUAAGAAAUGAAAAAGACAUUGCAUUCCACUUUGACGUACGCAUUCAUGGUGACAACACAGAUAAGAUAGUUAGAAAUACUAAAAAAAACAAAACUAGCGGUUGGGGUGUCGAGGAGAGGUAUUUGAAUGGACCAUGUCCUUUCAUACGAGACAAGUUUUUUGAAAUGGUUAUCCUGGUGGACAAUUCCUGUUACAAGGUUAUGGUCAAUGGCGAGUCUGUCGUCGAGUACAAGCAUCGGAUUGCAAUAGAUGAGGUUAAUCGUAUUGAGGUCAAAGGAGAUGUACGUGUCACUAAAGUCGGAAUUCAAGAAUGAAAGAACAAUGAGACUAUUUACUCUUACUAAUGAAAUUUCAUUGCAUUUUCUUAAAUUUAAUCAGACUUUCUUUCAAUUUGUGUAUCAUGACUUUUCAAAGUGUAACGUAUUAUGGAUGUCAUUCUCAAUCUAAAUAUAAUAAAGACUUUUCGAAAACAAUAAGUUUCCUUUGAUUUAAAUUGCCACAUUAUAUAAGUAAAUAAGUAAUAACUACAAAUUUAAUCAGGGCAGUGUUUUUAUUAUCGGAAUGUGAUAUUUAGUAAAAGAUUGCUUACCAUUUGUUGUUGUUUGAAACCUUUUCCGUACAUGUAUAUGAUCUAAGGUAUAUAUCAUUGCAUAUAUGAACGCAAUAUUAAUUACUCAAUCAAUCUGAUAGUUUGAAAGUCAUUUUUAAAUAGGAACAAAAUCAACAAAGGAACAAGAUGGUUUAUUAGGUAAAGACUAAAAUUUGAAA